CUGAAUUGUGAUCCUUCCUGGUAACAAAAAAGCAAAGUGGCCUCUGUCUCACUCUCUUGCUUUUGUGUUUCUUUUUGUUUCUUGUUUUUGAUUCCCACCCUGACCCCAGUGUGCUUCUUAUUCCUUUCUCAAGUUUCCUUUUGUUUUCAUUUGUAAAACUGGGAUUGAGAAUUGGAGAUAAGACAUUGAUUGGGGAAAGCUACCCUUUUAGAGAUACUCAUUUUAUUAGUUUGGUUUGCAUUGUUUUGGUGCGUAAAACCGCGAUUUAAACUAUGUUGUUUGGUUAUACGAAUUCUAAAUCCUCUUAUUACCUCAUUUAAAAUUCAAUUGAUCAAACUAGAGUAAAUACUAUACUAGUUUCUUGGUAGGGACUAGGGAGACAAGAAAACAUAAGGGGUUGAUUCAUUAGGUGUGGCAUUUGGAGGUCAAAAUGAUUUUCCCAGGAAUCCUGGGUGGAGAGGGUUUCCAAGUCCUUUACUACUAUACUAAUUCUCCACUAGAUAAUAGAAAAAAACAACAUGGCUAGAGCACAAUGGAGAGUUUGGUUCCUCUAAUAUUAUGAGGUGGGUCUGAAACCAAUAAGGGUAUAUCUUGGUUAAGUGUUGUUUUAAGGUACAUGAUCGGUUCAAAAGGGAAUACCCAGCAUCAGCAGCAUCUCAUUUCAUCAGACAACACAAAAAGGAAUUUUCCUUAGAAGGGUGAUGGUGGCUUGGUUUGUUAAUGAAGUAAAGAAAAAAGAUGCUAUCAUAAUAUUCAUUAUCCUUGUUGUUAUGACCCACCAUUUAGAAUUCUUGUCUGAUCCAAAUAUUUUUUUUUACACUGCAAAGAAACAUAUCAUAUGUUUAUUGGGAUGUGAAAAUGAAGGUAGGGACUUUGCUUUUCUUCCCAAUAGUUGUUAGUGUAGGCAAGAAUGAAUAAAAGCAUAGACACAAAAAUGUUGGUUUUGUGUUGGAAGAAGACCAAAAUUGUCUUUUGUUGACUCAUGUUUUCCAAUUGUGGGUUUGCUUGAUCAUGUUUUGGCCUUUCCCUUUUUCCCUCUCAUGCUUUCCCACCUAAAAAAAGAUGGUAUGAUAUGUUUGAAAUUGAUCAAUGCAACAACCUCAAAAAAGAUGGUAUGAUAUAUUUGAAAUUGAUCAAUGCAACAUAAACAAGGUAAUGAAGACAUUUGAAUCAAUGUGCUAUCAUAUCAUGCGUACUCCAAUUUGAUAGACUUUUCUCCGAUUCUCUCACCUUAGACCAAUCUAUUUGAAUUCAUACGUUUUAGAUAGAAAGUAAUUACUUUCGUUUAGAUCAACCUUUAUGUCUCUCUUAUUGUUCAUUUGAUUUCGUUGAUAUAAUUUCUGUUACUAUUGAACAACUAGUUGAACGAAAUUUCAUUAGAACUCAAUGGAUAAAACGUAACUUUGUUGCUGAUUAUUCGACUAAACUCGGGUGUAAUAGGUAAUUGGAAUCUACAAUGAUUUAGUGAAACUUCCUCUAAUUCACCAGUUCGAUUCUUUCAGAUCAAGGACAUGGCAUCCAAGUUAUCAGGAACAUACAAGCAAUGCAAGCCCUGCACAGGAGGAUCAUCCAGCACCAACUACAAGAAAGGGCACCACCGCCCUUACCCCGACUUCGAUGCAGCCUCGGAAGGAGGAGUUCCAUACCCUUACUUCGGCGGCGCGGCAAGCGCGAGCUCCACGCCGGCGUGGGACUUCCCAACAUCUGGCCGCGGCGGCGGAGGCAGAACCGACACCAGAUUCGCUUCAGGAAGGGAUUCAUGCGACGUGGUGAUCGACGAUGAGCCCAAGGAAUGGAUGGCUCAGGUUGAGCCCGGCGUCCACAUUACCUUCGCUUCGCUCCCCAAUGGCGGCAACGAUCUCAAACGGAUUCGGUUCAAGGGUUCGUUUUGAGCUGUGUUUUUCUUGAAGCCGGGAGAUGUUCAACAAGUGGCAAGCGCAGAGUUGGUGGGGUGAGAACUACGACAGGAUCAUGGAGCUUUACAAUGUCCAGAGAUUCAACAACCGCCAGUCUCUCAAUACUCCUCCCAGGUCUCAAGAUGAGCAUAGAGAUUCGACUUACUCGAGAUUAGGCUCUGCAAGGGAAAGCCCCAUGGCGCCAACAUUCACACCAAGGAAUUACUACAGACCAUCUCCUGGGAUGAUGGAACAUGGCAGCAGCCACCAUUACCCUCCCGGUUCGACUGGUUACGGUCUGGGAGGUGGCCCGGCUUCCUCGAUGGAAGCCUCGAGAACGACGACCUCGUCGCGAGACGAGCCAUCGAUCUCGGUGAGCAAUGCCAGCGAUUUGGAGGCGGAGUGGAUCGAGCAAGACGAGCCUGGAGUGUACAUUACCAUCAGACAGCUCGCGGAUGGUACCAGGGAGCUUCGGCGGGUCCGGUUCAGUCGAGAAAGAUUUGGGGAAGUGCAUGCCAAGUCAUGGUGGGAGGAGAACAGGGAUAGAAUACAAUCUCAAUACCUAUAGACAGAGAGAAGAGAGGUUUGGAACAGAGUAAAGGUGAAAUUGUUUUAACACCAUCUCAAAGGAAGUGGAGGUUUGCAGAUUGGUUAUCCUCCGGCUCCAGGGAAAGAGAUAUGAGAGUUCUUCCAAGUUGUGUUCACAAUUCACUGAACAUAUUGCUUGAGAAAGAAAUACUGCAAGAACAUUGGGUGUAAGAGUAAAAGUGCAGAGUUACUGGGAUGUCCAAUUUUUUUGCCUGGAGUAUUGAGUCUGUCACCAUUGUAAUUCUUUCUUCUUAUCUUUUUUACUGCGAUCUUUAGGGCAUGGCUCUUGGUUUACAGAUCUGGGG
Linum tenue is the source of this 2788-nucleotide messenger RNA. The record is from the annotation of a GenBank genome assembly. Lineage: Eukaryota; Viridiplantae; Streptophyta; Magnoliopsida; Malpighiales; Linaceae.